AUGUCGUACAUCUCUUCCUCCAUUACCGGAACCACCAGCAUCCCAGCGUUCUCUAUCCGCUUCUCAACUCCUCCGUCCAAAUUCAGCUCCCUCCCCACAUUACACCCGUCUUCUUUCCGGCGGCCUACGCCUUCCUGUCGCCGGAGAAAAGCAGUGAAGCUACUUCCCUGUAGGUCGUCGAAUUUGGACGACGGAUCGCCGGCGAGCGAGGAGGAGGAGGACGAUUGGCGGGAGAGGGCUCCGGAUAAAAAGAAGCCACUCUACUCGCACAGCCUGCCUUGCAUCGAGGCUUGGCUCGAGGAAUUAGGGUUUCGCCAGAGCAAAGAAGACCGCGCCGUUUGGUUGGUGGAGAAGCCCGACUGGCGCGCUCAGCUCUCGCUCGAUCUGACCGACCUUUACAUCAGGUACUUGAAGAGUGGACCGGGGAGCCUUGAGAAGGAUGUUGAGAGGAGGUUCAGUUAUGCUUUGAGUAGGGAGGAUAUAGAGAAUGCUGUUCUUGGAGGACCUUAG
Linum tenue is the source of this 510-nucleotide messenger RNA. NCBI's taxonomy places the organism in Eukaryota, Viridiplantae, Streptophyta, Magnoliopsida, Malpighiales, Linaceae. The record is from the annotation of a GenBank genome assembly.